Molecule: messenger RNA, 2532 nt
Organism: Contarinia nasturtii (swede midge)
Lineage: Eukaryota; Metazoa; Arthropoda; Insecta; Diptera; Cecidomyiidae
Product: GATA zinc finger domain-containing protein 14-like
Exons: 1
Coding region: 1-2532 (843 amino acids)
Source: RefSeq, a predicted model, not a curated record
AUGUCGGGAAUAGAGUCCCCCUCAGAUAAAACAAAACGUCAUAUAAAUAAAUUACAACUAGAACGAACACUCUUAGAAAAAAGAAAGGGUUCACUGCGUAGGGAUAAAAAUCCGUACUUCGAGACUCGUGAAUAUAGAUCUCACGAACGUCAAAUUUCGGACAUAAACAAAAGAUUAAUUGAAAUUGACAUUGAAUUACGAAAGGAACGUCACUUUUUGGACAAACAAGUGAAUAUUGAAUUGGCAGAAAUUCAAGAACGGAGAGCUAAAGAGACAAAAAGAACGCAUAAAAGGAAAUUAACUACUUUAGAAGAAUUUAUUAAUAAUUCAUCCGAAAUGUUCCGUACACCACCAAAAACUACAGUAGGAGAACCUACUAAUACAAACACCCCAAACGUAACUACAACUCAGCCAACUAGUACUAGUGCUGAUAUGCGAGGAGCUCAAGCUGUACCAAUUAUAACUACAUCUUCAAACCCUAUUACAACUUCAAUUUCCACAGUUACCAAUCCGAUCUCCUCAGCUAUUGAUAUUAGAAAUAUACAAGCAGGUCGUGAUGAAUGUGGACCCUAUGAUUUCAAUUCAACACUAACUGUUGACUUUAAUUUCCGUCCCGUUCAGAGUAUUUUUUCAAACAUCAGACCUAGAUUGUCAACUAUUAUUGGAGACCCUCCGAGAUAUGAAUUACCUCCCGUAUAUGAAACAGCCAUAGAAAGAGAAAAACGCGACGCGGCUCUUGAAAAAGAAAGACAUGAUAUAGCUCUAGCUAGAGAAAGACUUGAAGCACUUUCAACUAGGCAAGGACGCGAAGUAGAACAAAGUAUUGCAAAUCAAAACAUUCUUGGAGAAAAUCCACAAUCUACGGGUGCAAUCAGAAAAAAUCCCGCUACAAGGAGUACAAGUGUACCCGAGGAUAAUUUAUCUCGGGCUCCAAACACUACAAUAAUCCAACAAUCACCGCAAGUUUUAUCGAGCGGAUUUUACAAUUAUAAUCCGACUCCGAAGCAAAGAGAAGCGGAAUAUCCUCGAGAAUAUGAUUAUGAACAGCAAUAUUAUUCUCAAAAUACAAGACCGAGAGUAACAUUUGACGAAUAUCAAAAUGAUUCUUAUAAUAAUCACAUAGAGAAUCCAAGACUUGCACCAAUGUAUGAAACUGAAACUCAAAUACCCCGCCAGGUGUCAAGAUCCUAUAAUAAUACUCCAAUUUUCAAUGAAAAUACACCCUUCAAUAGAAACACUCAAUCAGCUAAUAAUCGAAUUCCUUUUAGAGAAAUCUCAGCCCGGGAACAUAGCUAUAGAGAUGCAAGCGUUGCAAGAGAAACUUAUUUGAAACGCCUUAAAAAUAUUCCCAAAUUUAAUGGCGAUUCGUAUAGUGAACUUAAAGAGUUCAUUAAUAAAGCGGAUACUUCAUACCAUUACAGUAGUAAUGAAAUUGAAGAGGACGAAUUCUUUGAACAGAUGAUAUUCCAAUUGGGUGAAGAACCCAAAAACGUUAUAAUCAAUCUCAAUAACCCAGAUUGGGUUACAAUUAAACAAAAAUUAUUGAAACAUUAUUCCUAUUUAUCAAACAAAGAUUUAUUGGCUAGUCAAAUAGAAAAUCUACAUCAAGAGAGAAAUGAAUCUAUUCUCAAAUAUUCAGAAAGAGCCAGAAAACUCCUAAGAGAACGCAAUGCGACUUACAGUAAUUUAUCAGAAGAUCAGAGAAGAGAACAUAACAAAACAGCCCUCCGAGCUUUUGCCAGAGGCCUAAAUGACAAUAGAUUGAAAGAAAAACUAUCAAUUAGAGGUUCAGACACUCUUGAAAACUCCAUAGCUUACGCUUUAGAAGCAGAGAGUGAAAGUUUCCGUGAAAUUCCUCAGUUUGAAUUGUAUUGUAGAUAUUGUCGCUCAAAUGGUCAUCGUGAAAGAGACUGCAGACGCAAGAAUAAUGGACCAAAUAAUAUAAAUGAUUUAGCUUCAAUUUUACGAUCUUUAAAUAUGUCAAAUCAAAAUAAUUUCAGAGACAAUUCUAGAAAUAAUAUGAGAACUCCUAAUGCCGGCUAUAGAUUCGGAAAUAAUAGAUUCAGUAAUUUCCCAAACCGACAAAAUUUCUCACGUAACAAUAAUUAUAGAAACCCUUUCAAUUACGAAAAUCGGAAUAACAGAAACUAUGAAAGUCAAAAUUUCAGAUAUAACAAUAAUAGAGUCUAUGAUAGAGGUAGCCCAAAUAAUUUUAAUUAUAAUAGCAAUAAUCGCUAUAACAACAAUAACAAUGGCUACAAUAAUAAUAGCAAUGCCGGAUAUAAUGGCAAUGGUCGCUAUAUCAGCAAUGGCAAUAAUAACAACGGUAAUAGGAACGAAUACACGAAUUAUAAUGGAAACAAUAAUAACAGGACUAGCUUUAAUAGUCCAAAUAGAAAUAAUUAUCGGAACGAUAGACCUGGCCAAAAUGAACAAUUUAAUAAUCGUCCACGAUCUAAUAACUUUGCUACAAUUUUCGAAACCAAUGUCGAAAACAACAAUAAUAGAGAGCACUCUUCGGAAAACUUUUAG